This is a messenger RNA of Carcharodon carcharias (great white shark), 4582 nucleotides long. RefSeq names its product ST8 alpha-N-acetyl-neuraminide alpha-2,8-sialyltransferase 1 (gene st8sia1). The transcript is spliced from 5 exons. Gene Ontology annotation, molecular function: alpha-N-acetylneuraminate alpha-2,8-sialyltransferase activity. NCBI's taxonomy places the organism in Eukaryota, Metazoa, Chordata, Chondrichthyes, Lamniformes, Lamnidae. The record is from RefSeq and is a predicted model, not a curated record. Gene Ontology annotation, biological process: oligosaccharide metabolic process; N-glycan processing. The coding region runs from base 1 to 1005 and encodes 334 amino acids.
AUGCUGUGGAGGGGGUUGUGCCCCCGCUCCCGGAUCCCGGUCGGGGUGGCUCUCUGUGUCUUUGUGCUCUGCUGGCUGUACGUCUACCCGGUCUACAGGAUUCCCGACGAGAAGGAGAUCGUCAACGAGAUCCUGCAGCAGGCAAAGUGGAAGAGGAAUCAGACAGCCAUCGCCGCAUUCAGGAAGCUACUCGAUCAAUGUUGUGAUGCCCAACGACUGUUUGCUGUAACAAAGCUGAACUCUCCCUUGGGAAAGAGCCUCAGGUUUGAUGGAGAGUUCCUCUACUCGCUCACUGUCAACAAUGAAAUCUUCUCCAUGUUUCCACAGGAUACACCAUUCCAGUUGCCACUGAAAAAGUGCUCGGUGGUGGGAAAUGGCGGAAUUUUGAAGGAGAGUGAUUGUGGCAGGCAGAUUGACAAGGCAGAUUUUGUCAUGCGGUGUAACCUUCCUCCUCUAUCUAAUGAGUACACCAGGGACGCUGGGUACAGGACACACCUAGUGACUGCAAACCCAAGCAUCAUCGAGAAAAGAUUUCAGAACCUUCUAUGGUCCAGGAAAUCCUUUGUGGAAAGUAUGAAGGUGUAUGGGCGCAGCUACAUUUACAUGCCUGCCUUUUCCAUGAAGAUGGGGACAGAUCCUUCCUUCCGCACAUACUACACGUUGUCAGACUUCAGUGCCAACCAAACCAUACUCUUCGCCAAUCCGGAUUUCCUGCGCAAUGUUGAGAAGUUCUGGAAGAGCAAGGGAAUCUAUGCCAAACGCCUGUCCACGGGCCUAUUCCUAGUUAGUGUUGCCUUGGGCCUCUGUGAAGAUGUGACCCUUUAUGGAUUUUGGCCAUUUUCAAUGGACCUGCAAGGGAGGAUAAUUAGUCACCACUACUAUGACAAUGUGAUGCCUUAUUCAGGCUAUCAUGCCAUGCCGGAGGAGUUUCUCCAACUCUGGCUCUUGCAUAAAAGCGGUAUAUUAAAGAUGCAGAUUGGCAAAUGUGAGGAGAACGUGAAGUAAUCAUCAUUGUAGUAGAAUGGAGAUGUAUAAUAUACAGGUUUCUGGUUUAUCCCUUGGAGAAUAACCUAUCAACUUUCAGAGUUAAGACAUUUCAUUUUGGUAUUGAACAAUAUCCUCAGAGAGAAAUGGUGACUGAGAAUGAAACCAGAACUUCCUCCCUUCAUUGCCAUAAACUGUGAAUACAUUUACUGGAACAAGUGAGGGAGUGACCCCGAUCCUUACUGACUUGUACUUCCAACACUUGACCUGCACUGUGCAUGGAAUAUCAUGUUGAAAAGAGUAUAGAGAGAUUGGUAGAGUUGAGGGACUGUGUUCAUUUAAACCAUUUAGUCGGCAAACCCAUAGUUUAUGAAUGCAUAGACCGCCAGAAGCCUAGGUAAAUAUUGUUUUCAGUUGCUGUUGAAAGAUUCCCAAAUGAACAGGAAGCAGUUGCUAAAAGGAUCACCAUUAUAUUAGGAUUUGUCUUAUAUUAGAUCCAGACUAGUAGACCACCAGUCAGCUCCGUAAAUUUGCACAAACUAAAUAAGUUAUGCUGAGUUCUUUUACUCACUUUUGUUAAUUCAUAGGAUUCUAUUUGCAAGCACCAGUGUAAAGGAAUUAGCUUUGUACUUUUUAAACAACAUGGGUUUUUUUGAACCAGCAUAAGCAAGUCAAUCUCAAUCAGUUUUUGCCUUAACUUUGCAGAUACAGAAUAGGCUUCCACCUCUUGCGUUUGUCUUUCAACUUUGUUUCAUCUUUCCGUUGUGAUCUCCUUUUUGUUCCUAUCCAAUAUGCUGCAGUCAACAAAAACACCAACUGUGUUAUCUGACUGUUUUCCCGACUGUGAGGAUUCUGUUGAACGUAUAAAAAUGGAUGAAAAUCCAAUUGGAGUAACGACUUACACUUAACUGACAGCAGUUGAAUGCAAUCAUUUACUUUAUAGACUGGAUAUGGCAGAAAGUCUUUAUUUGGUUAUAUAUCCUUAAGCUUGAAUCUUUAAACAAAAGAUCUCUGUUGCAUCUGUCUUGUGCGCAGCAUAGGCAAGGCUUUAGUCCUGGUGUGGAGACUUGCCAGAUGGAAAUCCAGCCUGAGAUGGGAAUGGUGAAGGGUGAUACCAUGAUCCCCCACAGUCUUGUAACCAGAGCCACAUUGGGAAUGAAUUGUAGAAAAUUACUCCUUACAAGCAGCAAUAGUACGAUGUACAUUUUCAGCAAAUCAUAUUUCAGGCCAAGGAUGUGGCCACUUAUUUCACAUCAUACCAUUGAUUUAUAUGGCAAACCAUUGGCUUUCCUGUUUUGUUCCUGUGGGAAUAUUGCCUUUGCUUUCUGGUUGGGUAUCUUUGGUUAAAAGAGGCUUGUGGUUGGAAUUCCAGGGAAGAGAAAUGCCUGGUGUCAAUGUUUUUAAAAUGUUUUUUCUAACUCAGGUUUAAAACUGUUUCCAGUACUUCACUCCUUCAGUACUGAAUACUCUUGUGGCGACGUUUUAGUGACAGAUUGGCGUAGUAUUUGAAGCAAAUUCAUGUCAAAUCCCAGGGAAAUAAUAGAACUCCUGGAAGCAUUUGUUCCAUGUUCCAACUAGUAAAAUUAUUUUGGCUCAUUUUCAGAGUUUCAACACGAUAUUGUGACAUCCAACUCUUUGGCUGCUUUCUAGUGAGCCAUCCAAGUUUGGAACACUAAAGCUGGGUAUGACAAAUACUUCUGCAUGGAUACCUUUCUGAAGAAAUCUUGAUUUAAGAAACAAGUUUUGAACUUGCAAAAUUUGUUAACAGUUUUGUACAUUAGUAAGAGGAUUAAGGUGAUCUAAAUGACUGAGUUCACUUGCCUUAUAAUACGAAAGGGGUGAGCUUAGUGAACACUAUAGUCCCAUUGCAAUCCACUCACCUAGAGAGCUGCUUUUGGUUGUGUCAAUACUGUGCUUUCAAUCAAGGGGAUCUUCAACUUGAAUUACAAAUGGAAAGGGUUACUGUUGGACUUCUAAUUCAGAUAGGCACAAAUUGCAAUCCCAGGUGUUGGUUAUGAGUGCUGUACUUUUAACCCAGAGGCUGCAACUUUCCCUUGCCCCACUUUGAUAUUGUUUGGCUUUAUUCAAUGAGCUGGAGUCAGGCUGUUGGAUAGAGCAGAAUGCUUCACAUCCAGGGCAAAGGUCAAUCGCCAUCCUAUGAAAGCACACUUCCUGUAUGCUAAUCAUGGAGCAAGAAUUUAUGAAUGGUCAGAAGGAAGUUUAUGACCUAGUCAGGCCCUUGUCUGUCAGAGUGGGAGAAACCUAUCAUAAAAGGAAAAUGAGAGCCUCUACAUUUAAAUUAAAAAAGUGCAGCAAACAAUUGUGACCAAAAUGUUUAAAGCAAGUGAAAGUUCUGCCUGUGCAUAAUGCAAAUUCAGCUGGGUGGAUAUAAUAAUGUUACCACAGAUAGUGAAUGUUAGAUGGGUGCCAGUGGAUGUGUUGUUUAUGAAAUGCUGUAGCAAACCAUCAUAGAUUAUCCUGUUAAAACUUCCCGUUUGUUCCUUAAAGGUUUUAGAAUAGAUCUUGUAGAACUCUAGUGGAAGAAUUGCAUAUCCUGUAGGGUUUUGCUGAUUUACCUUGUUAAACAGGGUUGUCCUUAAACUUUGUAACAUAUUUGAAAAGGGUGAAAGAAAACCAUGCUCAUCCAUGUCUUCGCUCCUGUUGUUCUUGCUUGUAGCUGCCUAUUAACAAAGCAACUGCAAACUCCCUAAGUGGGACCAAGGGACUUCAUUGCUUCACUUGAGAUCCCAACAUUAUUAAGGUGCAUACCAGCAUUUCUCUGUGUGCUGAUCAUUAUUGUUUUACGUUUUCUUUUUAAAGGGGCAAUUAACAGUGUUAUGUGUGCUGUCUGCACAGUUUGUAUAUAAGCCAAAUGUUGCAGUAAGAUAAUGCUGCACCAUGAGAAUAUUUCAGCUAGCUGGCCUGUUCAUUUACCACGAACAGCUGACAUGAUUUCAUCUGAUUUCAUAUUUGGCUACCUCAGGUAUGUAUUUGACUACUAGCUGCCUUAAUUAUUCUCCCAUCUGAAAACAAAAAGGGAUGCAAAUCUGAGGAAUAAAUGGACAGAAGAUAUAAGGGCAAGAUUUGAACCGAUUGAUCUUUGUCAUUGUAGUCCAGUUAAUUUAUGCCAUGUUACUAUCAAUGUAUGAACCCCCUUUAUUAUGAUACCCAUUCUAGUAAUAUGAAAGGUCCUGGUGUUAAUAGGAUGCAAGCCGGUUGAUGCAGUCAAAACACAGAGCAUUUCUUUUUAGAGAGAGUUUAUUGACUUGUUCAGUCUCACAGCUCUCCUCCCACAUACCCAGUGUCCCAGAUGCCCCCUAUUUAUAUGCUCUUUUGAGCAAAAACAAUAAUCAGUAAAAUAAAUUAACAAUUAAGAGGGGUGACAGCCCCUGAUGGGGCACUCUAACAAAAAUAAAACUUUAAAAGGAAUCUUAACUAGUUAAAUUAAAAUGGUGUUCCCAGGGCCAACAAUGCACUCCAGUCCCCAUAGUGCCCACCGGUCAUUAAAGGCUUCAAGUAUACCAGUGGAAUCCCCUUAAUUAAGUACUUAAUUAAACAAUGUCCUUCACCUGCAUAUCCUAACAAUAUAGUUAACAAA